This is a messenger RNA of Rhinichthys klamathensis goyatoka, 1494 nucleotides long. RefSeq lists its product as uncharacterized. The record is from RefSeq and is a predicted model, not a curated record. Lineage: Eukaryota; Metazoa; Chordata; Actinopteri; Cypriniformes; Leuciscidae. The coding region runs from base 159 to 1373 and encodes 404 amino acids. The transcript is spliced from 3 exons.
GGAAGAAACAACAAGGGAAGCAGGUCGAGGAGCUAACGAGAAGACGCCGGAUCGCGUGGGUUGCCGCACUCAGGAGGAAAAACUACACUUUUCACAACAUCCCUGCAUCAACGAGAGUGUGUUCUCGGCAUUUUUCUUCGGGACAACCAGCAUUUGAAAUGCUGGACACUCAUCCUGACUGGGCACCAUCUUUGCUUCUGGGCCAUAAUGAAGUGAAAGUGACAAACAAAGAGAGGUUUGCACGUCAAGUAAGAAGACACCUCAAACAUCAGGGGACUAGCGAGAAGCCAGGAGAGGAAGGGGAGGACACGGUUCCACCUGAAGUGGAGGAGGUAGCACAAGAUGCAGAGGACACAGCACAAAAUCCUGAUAACCAGAGUGCAGAGAAAUGUGUGCACUGCAAAUCUACACACGCUGAAAUCAACCGUCUGCUCGAGGAAAACAGGAAUCUGAAGCGAGAACUUGAUGAGCGCAAAAUGACAGAGCAAUUUUUGAAGGAUGAUGAUGGCAAGGUAAAAUAUUACACUGGACUUCCAACAUAUGCUAUUUUUCAGGUUUUGCUGUGCCAUAUAAUGCCAUUUCUGCAUCAGGGAAAAAGAAAGUUGACACCUUUUCAAAUGAUCCUUCUCACAUUGAUGCGUCUGAGAUUGGAUCUGCCAAUGCAGCACAUCAGCCAUAUAUUUGGCGUGCACCGAGCGACUGUUAGUGCUGCAUUUCAAGACACAUUAAAUGUACUUUACUCACGCUUAUCUCCACUGGUGCAUUGGCCUGACAGAGAGAGUUUGCGCAUCAGUAUGCCACACCAGUUUGCAGAGACAUUUGGAAAUCGUGUUGCUGCCAUUGUGGACUGCUUUGAAAUUUUUAUAGAAAGACCAUCCAAUCUACAGGCAAGAGCACAAACAUUUUCAAAUUAUAAACACAGACAUACACUGAAAUACCUCAUCGGCAUUACUCCACAGGGAGUAAUUUCAUUCAUCUCCAAAGGGUGGGGUGGGCGGACAAGUGACAAACGAAUAACAGAGGAAAGUGGUUUCCUAGACAAACUACUUCCAGGUGACAUGGUACUGGCAGAUCGAGGUUUUGACAUAAAGGAGAGUGUGGGACUGAUGUGUGCUGAAGUCAAAAUACCAGCGUUCACAAAGGGCCGUCAACAACUGGAUGCAAAGGAUGUGGAGGAAACAAGAUCCAUUGCACAUCUCAGAAUCCACGUGGAGAGAGUUAUUGGACAAGUACGCAACAAGUACAAAAUGUUGUCUUCUAAAAUUCCCAUAAAUAUGGCUCUGCCAUGUGAGGGUGAGACUGUGGUUUUCUUGGACAAAGUUGUCACUGUCUGUUGUGCUCUUACAAACAUGUGUCCAAGUGUUGUGCAGUGAUUGCUAAAUCUACUUUUGUUAUUAUUUGUGGCUCAUUUUCUGUAUAUCUUUUUACAUGCCUUUUAAAAAUGUUUGUGAAUCAAGUUUAUAUAACUGCUUAAUAAAGACAGUGUGACUUUUA